GGAUUUGAAAAAAAACGAAUAAUGGAUCUAUUAUCACAAGUUAGGGGAUAUGCUUAUUUGAGAAAAGAUGCACAAUUUCAGACUGAUAAUGCUAGUAUUUACACUCCUCCAGAGGAUAGGAAUGACUACCGUAAACAGAGAGCCAUAGUGAGCUUUAAACUACCUGUAAGUGAAAUAGACAAGAGUGCUGCAGAAACAUUGGAUGCCUUUUUCAAAGACAUAGAUGAAUUAAAUGAAGUCAUUGCAGAGAUGAAACAGAUUACAAUCGAGCUACAAAAUAAGCACACGUCGAAUCUCCAAACUAUUGAUCCAACCCUCGCUCGACAGCUGCGGAGCGAAAUUGAAACGCUUGCUGGCCGUUGCAAUGAAAAAAUUAGUAUUGCUAAAGGAAAACUGGACAUCAUGAGCAAAAAAAACGAAGCGCUGAAGAAGGACCCUGAGACUCUGCAAGCGAAUACUGCAAUUGUGCGCAUUCAAGAGAAUCAGCAUAGAUACCUUAUCGGCAAACUUAUGGAGAUAAUGGAGAUUUAUCACAAAGUACAAAAUGCAAGUGAGACGUCUUAUAGGGAACAUACUAAGCGCCAAAUAAAAAUAAUGUGCAAGAACUCGGAGAACACUGAGAUCGAUGAUGCAGCCGCUGAGCAACUUGCACAGCAGGUUCUGGAUAACAACCUUAAUAGCUACAUAUUCCAGCAAAGCAAGGAAGUACUCGCCUCAAUUCUAGAAACCAGAAACGACAUCUACCGCAUCGAAUAUUCUAUGCGUGAGCUUAACCGCGUAUUUAAUGACAUGGCAUUAUUAAUUGACGAGCAAGGUGAGCUAUUGGACGUUAUACAAACCAAUGUAAGAAAUAGUGCCAGAUAUGUAGCGAACUCGCUCAUCGAAUUCAAAAAGUCACGAAAGCUUCAGAAAAAGAUCAAUAAAAAACACAUCUGUUUAUUUGUUAUUGUGUUGAUUAUUCUACUCCUGUUCGUGUUAAUCAUUAUCGCAAGUACAAUACCAGUAUAACCCAAAUACCACACGCUUAAGCCAUAAAUUAUUUUAGAAUGCAAAGGAAGAAUUGACACAUAUCGAUUAGUGGCGGUAUCGUUAAAGACGAGUGGUGUUAUUACGUUUGCUCAUCAUUUUCGAGGAUCUAUAGAUCGACUUGCUUUUUGAGGGUAUCUAUUUCGACGAGAGAACCAAUUUUCUUGAUGAAUAUUUUCAAGCGCGUACGAUUUAUGAGAUACAGCGAUAGUGAUUUCAUAUCAUAAAAUAAUCGCUUUGGCUUAUAUUUUUGUCUAGUUUCGUUGUUGUUGCUAUAUUAGCGCUCCCUUGAUUUCUAUUGCUUCUUCUCUCCACUUUUAAACUGUAAGGCAUUGGAAAUAAUAUGACACUUGUAUAUUGUACGGGCCCUGAGCAUCUUACUCUUUCUGACAAACAACUGCAGAAAUACUAGUUCAAAAAA
Phytomonas sp. Hart1 is the source of this 1447-nucleotide messenger RNA. The record is from the annotation of a GenBank genome assembly. Lineage: Eukaryota; Euglenozoa; Kinetoplastea; Trypanosomatida; Trypanosomatidae.